GGGAUAUCCCAACAUGGUGGAUGUUGAAUUUAUAAUUGAGGAAUAAAAUAGCAGAUUUUCAUGUUUGAAAUGGCAAUUACACUAAAGGUUUUAACUUUAAACUGUUGGGGUGUAUUUACGCCACUAGCAUGUGACUACAGAAACAAACGAAUCAUGGCAAUAGGAGAUGAACUCGCAAAGGGUGAAUACGACAUUGUCAUGUUGCAAGAGAUCUGGACCCAAGCAGAUUAUGUGAUCCUCUCCAACAAAGUUGCCUCAGUAUUCCCUCACCAUCAUUACUUUCACAGUGGUAUGUUUGGCAGUGGGCUGUGUGUAUUCUCUAAGUCACCCAUCAUAGAGAUAUUCACCAUGAGGUAUUCCAUCAAUGGCUAUGCACAUAAGAUCCACCACGGCGACUGGUUUGGGAAUAAAGCAGUUGGUUUGGCUAAAAUAGAGUAUAAAGGACUCAAAAUCAAUCUUUACAUUACCCAUGCACUUGCUGAGUAUAACAUUGAGAAUGAUGAGUACAUUGCUCAGAGAAUGGUACAGGCCUAUGAACUGAGUCAGUUUGUGAAGCACACUGGGGAGACUAGUGACAUCAACAUUGUAGGUGGAGAUUUCAACAUGAGGGCUGAAGAGCUAGGCUACAGGGUGAUCACAACAAAUGGCAACUUAGAGGAUGCUUGGCUUAAACAGAAAGAAGCACCAGUUACUAACACAGGAAUGACAAGUGAAACUCCUAGGAACAGUUUCACAAACCCCAAGAAGUUGAAGAUCCAACCACAUGGAGAACGUAUUGAUUUCCUUAUGUUCAGAAGCAAUGGAGGUUUCACAAUGGAGUGUGAAAAGUGUUAUCUGCCCCUAGACAAGGUACCAGAUCAGACGUAUAGUUAUUCAGACCAUGAAGCAGUUGCAGCCAUAUUCACAAUACGCAAGAACAUUACAGCCAUGACAAAACAACUAGAUAUCCCAAGCCGCAAUAAAAACUUUGAGGAAGCUGUUCCAGUCUUACAGAAGGGCAUCAAAAAGGCCCAAUUCGACCGCAAUGUCUAUAUAGCUGCACUCAUUCUAGGACUAGUAGCUUUCUUUUUCUUGGACUGUAUCCCCAUGCCAUAUGGAUUAGGAUGGGUCCUGUCGUGUGUAGAGUAUACGCUUGUACUGGGUGUCGUGUUCUCUAUAUGGAUGAGUGUUGUCAUGUGCCCUGUUGAGGAGAACGCCUGCAUUGCAGCACAGAAGGACAUGCUGAUUAUUCUCAAUAGUGAUAAGAUAAAAUAAUUUGCCAAAACUGAUUUACUAUCAGUGAUCUCCCCAGGAUUUU
Messenger RNA from Owenia fusiformis, 1297 nucleotides. The record is from the annotation of a GenBank genome assembly. Lineage: Eukaryota; Metazoa; Annelida; Polychaeta; Sabellida; Oweniidae.